AUGAGCUUCAGUUCAAUUAAGCUUGCCUUGCUGGUCGGAAUCUGCGGUGCAGUCCCCCGUACCGGCCGCACGGAGAUUGUCCUCGGCGACGUGGUGAUCAGCCAGAGCAUUGUUGAGUUGGAUCGUGGUCGCCGGUACCCCAAUGGCUUCAAAAGAAAGGACACCAUCCUGGACUCUCACGGGCGUCCUAAUGAAGACAUCUUGGGACUGCUGCAGCGUUGGAAUGCAACGUUUCACUUGAAAAAUUUACAAAAGAAAACAACAGAAAACCUCAAAGCCCUGUUACAGCACCCAUAUGCCGAGGCACGGUAUCCCGGCGCAACUGAGGACAAGCUCUUUGAACGCGACUGUAUACAUCGGCACCAUGUUGGCUGCGGGGUCUGCAAUAUGUCGGCGACACCAGACUCAGUAUGCGAAGCAGCUCUAACAGCUGCCUGCGAUGAGCUUCAAUGCGAUGAAAGCAGAUUAGUCCCGCGUACUCGGUUAUGUGAAAGAGGUACAGACUGCGAGAUCCCGACUCCGCUAAUACACUUUGGCCUGAUCGGCAGUGCGGACACGGUUCAGAAGUCAGCGGCGCACAGGGACGAGCAUGCAGAGUUAGAGGGUGUGAUAGCGUUCGAGAUGGAGGGGGCUGGGGUCUGGAACAAGUUCAAUUGUCUAAUAAUCAAGGGCGUGUGUGACUACGCUGACAGUCAUAAGAACAAGAAAUGGCAGAACUAUGCAGCCGCAGUUGCUGCGUCAGUUGCAAAGGAGAUUUUGGCGCAGUACGUAUCUCACGACCGACCGUCACAGCCGGGAACGCCGAAUGGUAGCUCCGGAUAUUCUACACAACAUUCCAUGAUUUCCCGGGGUCGGUUAGAGCUUCAAGUAGUUCCCGAAUGGCUACCCAAUGAUAUGUUUCACAGGGCCACCAAGCAAUUUAGAGAGGGCCUACCAAAGGAGCAGUUGGACACCUUCAAGGCCACAGACCUUCGUGCUUUGAAAAAGGAGCUGAAGAAGAUCCAGGAUGAACAGGGACAAUCGCACUCAUUGAGAAAUCUUCGGCGGAUCGAGCGCUUUAUCCAAGCUACUGAACAUAUUGGGACCAUUCUUGAGGAUAUCCUAGGUACUAGCGAAGAGAUGUGUCUUAUUUGGGGCCCAGUAAAGGCCUUACUGCAGGUAGCAAAAAGUAACGUGGAUCUAUUCGACACGCUCCUAGCAGCCUACGAGAACAUUGGCAACGAACUGCCAAAGCUUGGCGCUUACCGAGACUUGUUCAAGCAACAUGUGGGCUUGCAACGGGUACUGGCAAGAGUAUUUGCCCUUAUCCUGGAGUUUCAUGAGAAUGCGCUUAAACUAUGCUCUGGGAGAGCCCUAAGAACCGUAUUUCGACCACUCUGGAAGGACUUCGAAACAACACUAUUUGAUCUCAUAGUGCGUGAAACUGGUUCCCAUAGGAUAAUGAUUGAAGAUGAGACAAUGGCUUUAUACAGCCACCCGGGACACAGUGCAAUGGAUGCGCAGGAAAUCCGAGACCACCUCGAGAGCACAAGCAACAACAUGCGCUUAUCCAAGCAGGAGCAUCAAAAGGCACGAGAGAAGAUGUACGAUGAGGUCAGAUGCUGGAUUGCAGGUGCUGCAGGAGUUUCAGGCGUCGAAGACGUAGCAGACGUCGUAGGUGCCGAGACCGAGAGUGAUCACAACAACAUCUGUCGUGACCGAAGCUUUUACCCCGGUAGCGGUAAAACCUAUUUAGCAUCGGUCAUAAUUGAGGCUUCCUUGGAGGAUUCCUCGUCUGUCACAUGCUACUUUUACUGCAAGGAAAAGGUGAAGUCGAGAAACUCUGCGAUUGCAGUGCUCCGUGGUAUUCUCUUGCAACUUGCGCGUCAGCACCGCGAAUUGACCCCUUACUGCCAUGCGAAGAUCAAGAGUUCUGGUAGCCUCAUGCUAUCCGAUCUAUCCACGGCAAGUGGUAUUCUGGAGGUGUUCUGUGAAAGGAUAUCUCGAUUAAAUGUGGUAAUAGACGGCAUUGACGAGUGUGAAGAGCAGAGAAAGGAUUUGAUUGACAUAUUUAGAAUCUUGGUCAGGAAAAACGAAAUCUACGCGAAAGGGAAACUUCGUGUCCUUUUUUUAAGUCGGCCCAUGAACGAAGUCAAAAACGCCAUACCGGAGGCUGAGAUGUUUGCUCUGGAACCGGACCACAACAGGCAAGACAUCCAAAAGUAUUGUGGGCACAGGAAGCGCGAGUUCCAAAAGUUUGGGUUUACCAAUGAGUACCUCAAAGAUGUUGUGCAGAUUAUCUGUACAAGGGCCGAUGGGAUGUUCCUGUUUGCUAAGCUGGUCAUGAACAACUUGAAAGAACAACCAACGAAGGAAGACUUUCGUAUUGAGACCACCGCUGCGAUAUUGCCCAGUGAGAUCGACCAAGCAUAUGCCCGAAUCAUGGAGCGCCUUGCGCGUGACCUAGGUUCAAAACAAUAUGCAUAUACAGAAUUUUUGCUCGGCUGGUUAGUAUGCUCGAAAAGGCCUCUAAAAUGGACAGAAAUCCAAGUGGCGCUAUCCACCGAUAUUAAAACAUGGGGCCGCUCGAGUGAAGUGAAUCCGGACCGCAGACUAGAAGACGACGUGCAAGAAUUGUGUGGAUCCCUGGUUCAGGUGCUCAAGGGCAACCGGGUCGAGCUUGUCCACAGCACCGCCAGACUGUUCAUAGUCCAGAAAAGCAAUAUACGGAUAUCUUCAGCGGAAUGCGACCUCGCCCUUCGCUGCCUGCGGUAUCUGAGUCUUGACAUCUUUAGGCCUGAUAUUUCCGCCCAAAGCCUCCGGGAGAAUGCUCUGCGCGGUGAUUUUGGCUUCCAGGAUUAUGCGGUGUCAGCCUGGUUUCUUCAUAUAGGAACAUUGAUAGAGAAGAAACAUGAUUUCCUGGAAGAUAUCAUCGACAGCCAAGACCGGGUCGCAAGAAUAUGCCGAGAGCUUGAGCAUUUCGUGAGCUUCUAUUGGGCAAGCUUUCCACUGUACGACAACAACAUUCUGGAGCAAGCGUGGAUAGAUUGUGAAAUCUUCCAACAGUACCCCUUUUAUAAUAACCUUGUCAGAAUCUGGAACCAUAUCUGCUGCGCCCAAAGGGAAGACUUGGAAUCGCGCAACGAUGUGAGCAUUCCUCAGCUUAAGGAAACGCUGGCUCGCAACCGGAAGCUGCUGGAAGACCUAAGCACAGAAGAUACAGUUGCUCUAUCUAGACUCUAUGAUGAAUACCCCUUCCGAUGCCCUAAGGUGCUGUGCUUUUAUUUCCACGAGGGUUUUAGGAAUGCGAUGGCCCGUGAUAACCAUGUCGAUCAUCACAACCGACCAUACCGUUGCACAGUAGAGACCUGUGCAAUGAAUGGAAUGGGGUUUGCCGAAAAAAGCCGACUUACGGCACACACGAAGAGAUUUCAUCCCGAUGAGCGUGAUCUGGGCGAAACGUUCACACCUUACAACCGGGCGAGGUCAGUAAGUGCCCGAUUUGAAUGUCCUGUGUGCAACAAACGCCUCGUGAGGAAGAAUAUCCUGGAGGAUCACCAGAGAAUCCAUACCGGAGAGAAGCCCUUUCGUUGCUCUGAGUGUGGCAAGGGGUUUGCGAGAAAUUAUGACAAGAAACGGCAUGAGAAAACCCACGAGAGACGGCGAAGAUAG
Molecule: messenger RNA, 3651 nt
Organism: Aspergillus pseudotamarii
Lineage: Eukaryota; Fungi; Ascomycota; Eurotiomycetes; Eurotiales; Aspergillaceae
Exons: 8
Coding region: 1-3651 (1216 amino acids)
Biological process (GO): nucleoside metabolic process
Molecular function (GO): catalytic activity
Source: RefSeq, a predicted model, not a curated record